Strongylocentrotus purpuratus (purple sea urchin) is the source of this 3049-nucleotide messenger RNA. RefSeq names its product mitochondrial ribonuclease P catalytic subunit-like. The transcript has 6 exons. The record is from RefSeq and is a predicted model, not a curated record. The coding region runs from base 497 to 2284 and encodes 595 amino acids. NCBI's taxonomy places the organism in Eukaryota, Metazoa, Echinodermata, Echinoidea, Camarodonta, Strongylocentrotidae. Gene Ontology annotation, cellular component: mitochondrial ribonuclease P complex; mitochondrion. Gene Ontology annotation, biological process: mitochondrial tRNA 5'-end processing; tRNA 5'-leader removal. Gene Ontology annotation, molecular function: ribonuclease P activity; protein binding.
AGUAUGUUUGAUAACCAAAAUGGAAAAGGGGGAUACUAUGAAUAAAUGAGUGUUAUCAAUGUGUGACAUAAUGACUGCAUUGACCAAUUGGAGGUGCCCUAUACUAUAGAUGUCAUUGCUUUUAUCAAUUUUCAAAUACAUGUUACAUAAAUGUUUAUCUUGUGUUUCUGCUUCUAUAUACUCAAAGCCUACCUUCUAUGAAGUAUAAGAAAGAUAAGAAGAAACUUCAGAAAGACAAGAAAUGCAUUCUAUAAAAUGUUCUGAUUUAAAUUUUGUAUUGCUAUUUCAGAACUGAUGGUCUUAUAAGGUGUAUGUGUGCCAAGACUGCUGUUUUCAGAGACUACUAGAACAGUAGAAGGUAUCAUUUAACUUUUUUUUCAAAGGAACCAUUGUAUGAGAUUACCUGAUAUGACUCGAAUUUGGAGGACAUCCUGGAAUGUUGUACAGUAAUGAACCCUCCACAACUGAGAUAUUUAUACAUUUAAGCUAAUGAAAUAUGAUGGCCCUUCUUUCUUCAGUAUGUAGCGUAAAGCAAAUGGCUUCCAGAAGUGCUCAACUGAAGUCUUUGGUCAAUAAGCUUUCGUUUCAAGAAAGAGCUGGAUCAUUCAGAUUUCAUAGUAGGACAUCUCUGUGUAUUUCACAAAUUAGUAUAGUCCAAUCUGUGUUCACAAACCAAAGAGGGAAAUGUGAUUAUAUAUCUCCCUAUUACUUGAAAGCAAAUGCAGGCCCAUCGCACAUAUUCCUGCCUCAGAGGACAUUGUCAAGUGAAAGCACUUUGACUCAAGUUGAUAAGCACAGAGGAGAAAUUGGGUCGAGAAGAAGUAGAUGGCUUUUGGAAAUUUCAAAAGACCAAUGGUUUACAGCUGAUCAGUGGAAACAAAUGAAAACCAAGUGGAUAGACGAGCAGCAGCAACGGAGAAAGCAAUACAUAGCAAGAACAGAAUUUGAAUAUGAGCUGCAUGCCAUGGAAUCAAUUGCUGCACAACCAUUCCCAGUUUCAGCAAAGUCUCUCAUUGCUUUCAUCAAGGAUGAGCACACUGUCAUGAAGAGUCAGUUAGUGAGUAAAUGUCUUUUCAUGUGUACAACAUGUCAAGAUCUUGAAGGGAUCCUUUGGUGUGUGGAUUGGCUGGAGGAGAACCAGGGCAUGAUGGACAAGGGAACCAUAGCCAAUGCUGUGUCAGGUCUAUGCUUGACAGACAGGUGGCAGCAGAGCCAUAGCUUUAUUGCUAGGGCUGCUGAUGCUGAUUGUGUUACUUCAAGAAUCCUAGAACCUUACCUGAUAGCUGCUUGUGAGCAUGGUGAUGAAAGUCUUGCCAAAUCUCUGCUCGAGGAUCACUACUCAAAAGAUCUCAUUCCGACGGAUGCUAGUGCUUUGAAAAUCAUUGCAACCUUCAAAAGCAAUGCAGAUGACGAAUCUGUUCUGGAGGACAAUGAGCACAUAGUGACAAGACUUCUGGAUUACAAGAGGGCAAAGAGGCACUUUCCUUCACAACAUGUUGCAGAGGAACUGGGCAACUGGUUCAAGAGCAAGCAGCAUGAGACAUGGAAAGUUUCUCACACCAAGAUCAGUCAUACAGGUGUUUGUAAGUCUUGCUCUAGUCAUCUUGAACCUCUACAGACAAGUGGAGAAGAGUUCAACAAUCUUAGAGAAGAGAUCUUUAGUAAGGUAAUCAGAGGCAAAGACAUAUUCAGGAAGACAACCCCAGAAGAGCUAGAUGCCUUCAUGAAAUUCAUUGAUUCUGGACCUUCAUAUGACAUUGUCAUAGAUGGUCUUAAUGUUGCUAAACUCAAGAAGAGAAAGUCACCGGGUAAAGUGCUGAGACAAUUUGUGGAGUACCUUACCAAGAAGCUUGGCUACAGCUGUCUUGUCCUUGGGAGACAUCACAUGCUGAAACAACGAAAUCAGUUUGAGAAAGGUGACAUGGCUGUCAUACAAGACCUUGCUGACUGCUUCUUUACACAAAACAUGUCAGAGGAUGACCCUUUCAUGCUGUACGCCACCAUGCACAGUGGUACAAAGACCAAGUAUGUCAGUAGAGAUCUGCUCCGAGAUCACAAAGCCUUACUGAGUCCUGAAGCUCAUCUGUCAUUCAUAAAAUGGCAACGUACCCAGCAGCUCUCUCCUGUGGACUUUAGAGAAGGAAAAGCAAUAUUCAAGGAAAAUCUGGCUCAUGACACUGUGAUACAGUCCACAGAUAAGAGCUGGCAUAUCCCCUAUGAUGACGGUCAACCACGCUUCUCAUAUGAGGUUCCCCUGACAUGGCUGUGUGCUGUUAAAGACUAGAUUAUUCACAACUCUAACCAUACAAUGGCUAUGCAUUUUUGUUUUGCAUUGCUCUAAGAAAUUUGAUUCAUCUUCAAAAGUCAAGGUGAUCUAUUGGGAAAUCCAUGCUUACCUAGGAAAUGGGAUUUCUUUUUUAAAGAGACAACAAAACUUUCUAAUUGAUACUUCUUUAUUUAGGCACUCUAACAGGAACAUGUAUUCAUGAGAGCAUGCCAACUAUAGUCAAGCUUAACCUACCCAGAGUUUAAUAAUCAACUGAUUGAUGAAAUGCCCAUUGUACCCCCGUUUGUUCCCAUAAAUUACCAUAAUUAUAAAGUUAUAAACACAGACCAUGUCAUUAUUUUAAUUUCAUGACUUUCAGCAGGAUAUUCCAUGGCAUUGAUGCUCCAUGCUCCAUGAACAUAUCAGUGGACCUGGUACAGCCAAGGCUAACUCAAGUUGCAUUUGUAUGCCCCAACGCUAGUGCAACUUAUGAUAAUACUGGCUGUCCUUAUUCCUGAUAUUAAACUGCCCCUGUAUUCUGAUUUCUGAAUUCUCCGGGCCUACAUGUCAAACAUAUUUAAUCAAUAACAAGUUAGGAAACUUGGUAUAAGCUAGUGAAACCAUUGCAUGCAUUUGAUUGCUUGGCUUUCAGCAGAUUAUGAAAAAGACAUUUAAGUAAAUUUUAUAAAGUUUAUAUUUUUCAAAUUUGUGUAGUUAUUUGUUUCUAAUUGACUUACUAUAACUUGUAUGAUGUUACAUUAAAGAUACAAUGACCACAAAGCU